Molecule: messenger RNA, 853 nt
Organism: Lymnaea stagnalis (great pond snail)
Lineage: Eukaryota; Metazoa; Mollusca; Gastropoda; Lymnaeidae
Source: the annotation of a GenBank genome assembly
AAGAAAUCAAUGCCUUUAUUUAUGCAGUGAUGUAUUUAUAUUGAUCUACAAAAAUUACUGAAGUAAUUAGAACAUUUAUAUAUAUGUUUAACAAACACUUAUAAUAAUAUUAUUGAUGUACAUUGUAUUUUUAUUAUAUUGUUAGCUAUAGUUUCUACCUACAAUGUAAUGAAUUUAAUUCUGCGUAGCACAUUUCUGAUUCAAAAUGUAAAAAAAAAAUGCUUAAAGUCAUUGACUGAUAUCUAAAAAAAAAAUGUGUUUGUGUGUGUUAUUGUCUUUAAGGACUCUGAUGAUUAACCUCCAGGAAAAUUUACUUGUUAUUUACCUUGAUUCUCUGGCUGUUGAGCUAUCAGUGGGAGGGCGUCAGCUCUCAGUGGGAGGGUGUCAACUCUCAGAGGGAGGGCGUCAGCUCUCAGAGGGAGGGCGUCAGCUCUCAGUGGGAGGGCGUCAGCUCUCAGUGGGAGGGCAUCAGCUCUCAGUGGGAGGUCGUCAGCUCUCAGAGGGAGGGCGUCAGCUCUCAGUGGGAGGGCGUCAGCUCUCAGUGGGAGGGCGUCACUCUCUGAGGGAGGGCGUCAGCUCUCAGUGGGAGGGCAUCAGCUCUCAGAGGGAGGGCGUCAGCUGCUUAAAACCAUGAAGAUGUUUUUAACUAAUAAAUAACGGCAGUGGUGGAAUCCACUGCACUGCUGUAGGCCAAAGAGUGACUCGGGAGCGUGUGUCUGGGUGCACUCUCCUCCUCAAUAUUUUUAUGAUUUAUUGCUUUCAUGUAACAUUUAUAUAUUUAAAUACAUUUCAAUAUUUUUUGAUGAGAGAAACAUUCAUAACAACACAUUGAUUGAUGUAAAUAUUAAUUCCA